Molecule: messenger RNA, 1455 nt
Organism: Aspergillus aculeatus ATCC 16872
Lineage: Eukaryota; Fungi; Ascomycota; Eurotiomycetes; Eurotiales; Aspergillaceae
Product: acyltransferase family protein
Exons: 1
Coding region: 1-1455 (484 amino acids)
Biological process (GO): polysaccharide biosynthetic process
Cellular component (GO): membrane
Molecular function (GO): acyltransferase activity, transferring groups other than amino-acyl groups
Source: RefSeq, a predicted model, not a curated record
AUGCACAAAAAGUCCUUGGAAGACGGCGAGUGGAAGUCUUCCCUGCCGGAACCGCCUCCCAUCCCUAAGUCUCGCUGGAUGGAGAGGCUGUGCCCGGAAUUUCUAUCCCGAUCAGAUCAUGGCCCGGAUCAUGACAAAUUGCCGACCUCUGCUCCUCGACCUCGACGAACAGCCUACCUAGACGGUCUGCGCGGAUUUGCCGCUCUACUGGUGUAUUGGCACCAUCAUCAACUUUGGGCCCACGACAGGAUUGGAGCGGAGCGCAUCUUCGAGAACGCGUACGGAUAUGAGAACCAACGCUACCUGGUCGCCUUCCCGGGGAUUCGCAACUUUUUCUCGGGCGGACAUUUCGCAGUUAGCGUCUUCUUCGUGCUCUCUGGAUAUGUCCUGUCGGCGAAACCGCUGGCGUUGAUCAACGCAGGGGAGCGUGUCGCGCUGAGCGACAAUCUCGCGUCAGCUUUGUUCCGUCGCUGGUUGCGCCUCUUCCUGCCCGUUAUUGCCACGACCUUCAUCUACAUGACUUUCCUGCACGUCUUCCGCGUGAAAACGGUGCCCGAACUGCAAGGCGGCUAUGGCGCAGAGCUCUGGAACUGGUACGCCGAGUUCAAGAACUUCAGCUUCAUCUUCCGGGGCGGAGGUGAGCCGUGGUUCACCUACAAUGUCCACUCGUGGUCCAUCCCGGUGGAAUUCCGCGGAUCGAUCAUCGUCUACACGGCGCUGUUGGCCUUCUCCCACUGUCGCCGAUCCAUGCGGUUAGCCUGUGAGGCCGGCCUGGUCUUCUAUUUUCUUUACAUUGCAGAUGGCUGGUUCGGAGCAUUGUUCAUGUCGGGCAUGCUCCUGUGCGAUCUGGAUCAGCUCGCGGCGCGGGACCAGCUGCCCGAAUGCUUCGUCAUGCUGGAGCCGUACCGCGAGGGGAUCUUUCCUGUUCUGCUCGCGAUCAGCAUAUACCUUGGGGGAGUCCCUUCGCGGAGCCUCAAGGUGGAGAUCCUCCGCGAGUCCCCCGGGUGGUAUUACCUGUCUCUGUUGAAGCCUCAGGCGGUCUUCGACUAUAAGUGGUUCUACCUCUUCUGGGCAGCGACCUUUCUGGUUGCCUCGCUGCCACGCAUGCCAUGGUUGAAGCGAUUUUUCGAGACCCCCAUCAAUCAGUACCUCGGACGGGUGUCGUUUGCCUUCUACCUCGUCCAUGGCCCCGUGCUGUGGGUGCUGGGCGAUCGGCUGUACGCCGCGGUCGGAUGGGCGCGCGAUUCACAUGCAUCGAACUGCCCUGGCUGGAUUAACCGACUGCCGUUGCCGCACGUCGGGCCCCUGGGGCUGGAGGUGAGCUUCCUUGCACCGCAGCUGAUCCUGCUGCCGGUGACGCUGUGGUUGGCAGAGAUAGUGACCCGCUGGAUUGACGAGCCGAGCGUGCGAGUAGCGCAGUGGCUGUACCGACGGACACUGGGAAAUGACGCCUAG